UUUUCAUCCUUAAUCCAACUAGAUUUUGAUCGGAAAGUCUUCGGAAUCGGCUGUGGAAGAAGAGUGAAUUGUUUCAUCCUUGUUUUGCCAUGGCCAUGUAUAUUCGUGUGAAGCGCAUGAAAACCACUUAUUUUAUCCAAUGUGAUCCAACAGAGACUGUUUUGGAUGUUAAGCAAAAACUGUUUGCCCUCAUUGAGCAACCAGUUACCAAUCAGCGUCUGGUCUUAAUGUCUACCGAAGAAGUAUUAGAGGAUUCCAAAACUUUAGCAGAUCAGAAGGUUGAGAAUGAUGCAGUUGUGGCUUUGACCUUGAGGAAAGAUGAUAACGAGUUUGAGGAUGUCAACAUUGCACAGCCCACCGACUUCUCAAUUUCAUGAAGAGUUUCUUACUGUAUCAAGAAAACCUCAUGAGAAGGUAUUAUUGAUUCAAACACAAGGAGGAGUCUAUAAGCGCUUGAAGUUGUUUCUUUGCGUCUCUGCUUGUGUUAACGCCUCUUUAGUUGUUACAGACAAUUGUUGUAAGUAAAGAUAUUGAGAUGUG
Arabidopsis arenosa is the source of this 540-nucleotide messenger RNA. The record is from the annotation of a GenBank genome assembly. Lineage: Eukaryota; Viridiplantae; Streptophyta; Magnoliopsida; Brassicales; Brassicaceae.